Messenger RNA from Urocitellus parryii (Arctic ground squirrel), 2597 nucleotides. Lineage: Eukaryota; Metazoa; Chordata; Mammalia; Rodentia; Sciuridae. The record is from RefSeq and is a predicted model, not a curated record.
GCCAUAAGGACCAGGGAUGGAAGUGGAGAAGGCUGUGGAGGGAGGGAGCCGAGGGCGGGUGGAAGUGGCUUCACCUGACUCUCCCGAUCCUCYCCUAACUGAUGGCAUCUCCUGGCACAGACUGCAGGCCUGGCUGGGGGAGAGAGGCAGCUGAGUCCUCUACCUGGAGCCUUCCUAGGAUCACAUUCCCUCGGCCCAGAACUCUCCAGGAAUCUUACAGACUGAGCGAAUGAAGAGUGCCUGAGAGGCGGAGAGUCACAUUCCCUAAGAUGGAGAAGACAGAUGCCAAAGACCAGAUCUCUCGGGGGAAUGAAGAGAAAGACCCUCCCAGGAGCCACCCGUACUCUGUGGAGACCCCAUAUGGCUUUCACUUGGACCUGGACUUCCUCAAGUAUGUAGAUGACAUUGAGAAAGGGAACACCAUCAAAAGGAUUCCUAUCCACAGAAGAGCCAAGCAGGCCAAGUUUAGCACGUUGCCCCGCAAUUUCAGCCUUCCCGACAGUGGGGCUCGCCCCCAUGUUACUAUCCCCCAGCAAAACUGGUCUCCCGCAGUGCCAAGGAAGGUGUCACCCAGGACCCAGGAGCAAACCCAGUCACUGCUGCUAGGUGAUCCUCCCCAUGCCUCAGCCAGCGGGAGCCAGGUGAGCUAUCAUAGGAAGGCCCUAUUGGCGGAGGCCUCCAGGCAGCUGGAGGCUGCUGCUCCAGAGGAAGCAGAGCUCGCUUCUGGGAGUGGGCGGCCCCAGCUUUUGAGAGCAUCCAGCAUGCCAGCCACGCUGCCGCAAAACAGGGCCUUGGAGGAGCCAAACCUAAGCGUGGGUCUUCCAGCACCUCCUGCCUUCCCUCCUCUGCAGGGGGACAGCAGUGUCUGGGAUGUCACCUUUGGCCCAGCGGAAGGAUUUGCAGGUUUUCACAGCUCCAGCCCUCGAGCAUCCGCCCAACUGACAGUCAGCGAUUUGGGAGACCUGGUGGCAGGGCUCCCAGAGCUGGUCCAGGAGGGGGCUGAGCCUGCAGUGGGGGAAGUGAAGGCUCCAAAUCACCUGUUUCUCCCAGGGCCUCCUCCUGCAUUCCAGAAUGCACUCCUAGAGGAUGUGGAAGGCGAACACCAAACCAGAGAAGCAGAGGGGGUUCUCACCCCUGGCUCCUCAACACCCAGCCCCCCACCUCUGCCAUCUCCCAUCCCUGAGAAUGAGCUCCCUCUGGAGGAAAUCGAGCUCAACAUCAGUGAGAUCCCACCCCCGCCGCCCAUAGAGUUGGAUGUGAGAAGCAUUGGCAUCCGGGUCACUGAGGAAAGCCUGGGCCUUGCCCUGGUGGACCCCAAUAGCAUCUCCACCCUAAAGGAGCAGGUCUCAGCCCUUGAGGGUGAAUUGUCUGGCAGAACCAAGGAACUGACCCAGGUCCGAGCUGCCCUUCAGCAGCAGGAAGAGGAAAUCAAGACGCGGGAGCGGAGGAUUCGAGAGCUAGAGUGCACUGUAGCCCAGUUAGAAGAAAAGCUUAGCCAAGAGACGUCCAGAGAUGCCCAGGGCCAGGCUGAUGCCAUGGUGAACACUGACCYUCCCCGUGGGCUCUUCCCAGGGGAGUCAUGUGACAAGAGCAUCGGGGUCAACCUUCUGAGCAUCACAGACUCUGAAAGCUGGGGGGCCGGGGGAGAGGAGAAUGGCUUCUUAUGGGGGCAAAAUGGUCACACUCAAGCGGGUCAGAGACUGGCAGAGACUGUGCUACCGCCCCAGCUCUCACUGCCACAGGGACCUGARAAGGUCCUUGCCUCCCCUUUACAUUGCUGCCUCCCCACUGAACUCAGGAUUGAAGAAGCAGGCUCUGAGCACCAGGGAGGCCUGCAGGCAGGAGGCGAGAGCCUGGCCAGGGCAGCACAAGGUUCUUCUCGGAGCAGUGACAGACAGGCUGCCCCAGGGGCCAGGGAGGAGCUCCCUGGGAAGGAGCACCCKGGAAGGCCACCAAGCUCUCCAACAGAUGCCACCAUUGGGCAAUAUGUGAAAAAGAUCCAGGAGCUCCUGCAGGAGCAGUGGAGCUGCCUGGAGCAUGGGUACCCGGAGCUGGCCAGCACCAUCAAGCAGCCUGCCUCCAAGCUCAGCAGCAUCCAGAGCCAGCUGCUCAGCUCCCUCAACCAGCUGCUGUCUGCCUACUCAGCCCAGGCUCCCCCACAGGAGCCUGCAGCCCCGCCCUCCUCCCCUCCAACUGGUAAAUACUGGUGCCCAAGGCAGGGAACCUUUUCUCCUUURUAUGACAAAUCCAAGGGAAAAGGGGACAGGACGAGUGACCUCUUCUCCUUCUCCAGCUAUGAGACCACUUCCAGCGAGGAGACCAGUGGUGAGGACAGCUCUCCAGAGGACUUGUCUGACAGCGAGGCUGAGAAGAAAUGUGGUGGCCCAGAACACAGGCAGGGCAAAGAUGCCACCAGCUGCGAGGCUGGACAGGAUGUCCCUGAGGGCACUGACAGCACAGGCCAGGAAAGCGGGUUUGGGGAAGAAGCCCCCCAUCCCAAGGCUGAGAGAUAUAAACCCUCAGAAGAAUUUCUUAACGCAUGCCGAGCAUUGAGCCAGUAUCURCCGGAAACUGGGACCACCACCGACCAGCUCUUG